Messenger RNA from Ascoidea rubescens DSM 1968, 699 nucleotides. RefSeq names its product Nas2p (gene NAS2). Gene Ontology annotation, cellular component: nucleus; cytoplasm. Gene Ontology annotation, molecular function: protein binding. Gene Ontology annotation, biological process: proteasome regulatory particle assembly. The transcript has a single exon. Bases 1 to 699 code for a protein of 232 amino acids. The record is from RefSeq and is a predicted model, not a curated record. Lineage: Eukaryota; Fungi; Ascomycota; Saccharomycetes; Ascoideales; Ascoideaceae.
AUGAUUAGAAAAGAGAUCAGUAAAGAGAACAAUUAUGAUAUAUUGGAUAAAGAUUAUGAUAUUGAUAAGUAUGAUUUAGAUGGCGGGCUAAGUAAUAAAGAGAUGAUUGAAUUGAAGGGGAAGAUUGAAGAGGAGAUUAAGUUUAGCUUGAACGAGAUGAAGGUGAAAUACAAAUGUGAUAUGGAGAGCAAGAUGAUCGAUGAAGAAGGGUUUCCCAGGGGGGAUAUAGAUAUAUAUGAGGUUAUAUUGAUAAGGAAGAAGGUGAACUAUUUACAAAAUGAUUUAAGGAAGUUGAUGGGUAAGAUUGAGGCCGGUCUUGUGCAGUAUUUCAGCAGUAUUAAAGAAAUAGAUGAGGAUGUUAACCAUGAAGAUGGGAAAGAUGGUGCACCAUUCCUAAAGGUCAUUGAAGUUUUAACUGGAUCGCCAGGGUCUAAGAGUGGAUUGAUCAAGGAGGAUAAGAUAAUUCGAAUUGACCAAGAGUUUGAUUUCAAUACGUUUGAUAAGACAAAAGUGGGAUUCAAGCAAUUGAACGAGUACUUGCAAGGCAAAGAAGGGAAAAAGGUGGAGUUGAUAGUACUACGUGAAAAGAGUGAGAGUGAAAGCGAUAAGGACAAGCUCAGCAGAAUUACGUUGGAGUUGGUGCCAUCGUACGAAUGGGAAGGGCAGGGCCUCUUGGGAUGCAGGUUGGUUGCGUUGUGA